Geosmithia morbida is the source of this 1362-nucleotide messenger RNA. Its product is annotated as Major Facilitator Superfamily. Gene Ontology annotation, molecular function: transmembrane transporter activity. Gene Ontology annotation, cellular component: fungal-type vacuole membrane. The transcript is spliced from 2 exons. Lineage: Eukaryota; Fungi; Ascomycota; Sordariomycetes; Hypocreales; Bionectriaceae. Gene Ontology annotation, biological process: transmembrane transport. The coding region runs from base 1 to 1362 and encodes 453 amino acids. The record is from RefSeq and is a predicted model, not a curated record.
AUGGAACUGGAGAUUCACGACGUUGAUGAUGAGGGAAACCGCGCCGACGGCACAGCCACCGUAAGCGACCUGGAAAAAGUGAGGACCCGUGCAUCGUCCAGGAGGUCGAGAGGCACCCGAGGCAGCCAUGGACUUGGCAGCGACGCCGAUGAGACGUACCCGGAAGGCGGCGCCCAGGCGUGGAUCGUCGUCCUGGGAUCGUGGUUCGCACUGCUGUCGUCGUUGGGCCUGAUGAACACCAUUGCCCUUUUCCAGGCCUAUGUGCUGGACCAUCAGCUCCGCGGGCACAGCGAGGGCACCGUCGGCUGGGUGUUCUCCAUCUAUACAUUCCUCGUCUUCUUCUGCGGCAUCUACAUCGGACCCGUGUUUGACAAGUAUGGCCCGCGAUGGCUCAUAGUGGCCGGAACCGCCUUCACCGUCGGCGGUGUCGUCUCUUUGAGUUUCUGCACGAAACUAUGGCAUUUCAUCCUCUCAUUCGGCGUCUUGUGUGGGAUAGGCUCGUCCCUGUUAUUCACCCCCAGCAUCGCCUCCCUGGGCCACUGGUUCAAGGCACGACGGGGACUGGCGACUGGGCUGGCCAGCACGGGCGGUGGUGUCGGCGGCGUCGUCUUCCCGCUGAUGCAGACGGCGCUGUUUGGCCGCGUGGGCUACAUGUGGACGACGCUGGUCCUGGCGCUCAUCUGCCUCGUGGGGUGCAUCGCCGGCCUGGCGCUGGUGCGGUCGCGGCUCCCGCCCUCGGUGGACGCUUCGACGCGCCCCGACUUUCGCAUCUUUCGGCAGAAGACGUUCCUCCUCACAACUCUGGGGCUCUUCACCCUCGAGUUCGCCCUGUUCGUGCCCCUGACCUUCAUCUCCACCUACGCCGUGCACCAGGGCUUCUCGCAGUCCUUCGCCUUCCACCUGAUACCCAUCCUCAACGCCGGCUCUAUCGUCGGCCGAGCCCUGCCCGGCUACUACGCCGACGUCAUCGGGCCCUUCAACACCUGUAUCGGCUCCAUCCUGCUCUCCAUCGUGUCCUGCCUGUGCGUCUGGCUGCCAUCCGGGUCCAGCCCCGCCGGGCUCAUCGUCUUCGCCGUCCUCUUCGGCUUCGCAUCGGGCAACGGCGUCUCCAUCUCCCCCGUGUGCAUCGGCAGGCUGUGCCACACCAACGAGUACGGUCGCUACUACGCCACAGCCUACACGAUCGUCUCUUUCGCGACCCUCAUCGGCAUUCCCAUCGCCGGAAACAUUGUCCAGGCAGACGGCGGCGAUUAUCAGGGCCUUAUAAUCUUCACCGGCGCCCUCUACGCCGUCUCUCUCUGCUUCUUCGUGUGGGCCAAGUGCUCUGCCCUGGGAUGGGCAAAGUGGGCAGUUGCCUACUAA